CUACCUGCAGGUCAAGUAGCGCAGCGCCUUCCUCAAGUUCAAGUCCCGACCCACCUACACUCGCUCAACCCGCUUUCCCACUCGCCCUCCCUCUCUCUCGCCCUUUCCUUCAACACCGAACCCCCUUUCCGACCACAAUGCUCACCACCACGACCUCGCUCGCCCUCCUGGGCCUCGCCAGCACUGCCGUCAACGCCGCUGGCAUCGUCGACAAUCUCCAGCUCUUCUCCAAGCUCACUAGCCUCGCUGCUACGCACUACGAGGGCGAGUACAAGAUCCAGAACGUCGCGACCGGCGACUACCUUCACUUCGACCGCCCGGCCGACACGACCAACCUCGUCACGUCGUCGUCGCCCAACACGGUCACGCUCGGGCACGACUCGGCGUACGGCCAGUCGGGCGUCAAGUGGGACACGUGGACGGGCACCUACAUCACGGGCAUGAGCAAGUGCGUCUCGGCCCAGUGGGACGCCGACCUCGGCGUCGACGGCGCCGCCGUGUCGUACGCGUGCAAGGUCGGCGGCGCGAGCGACGGCAGCGACUCGCUCGAGGUCGCAAAGCAGUUCUGGAAGCUCGUCCCCUGCGGCUCGUCGUCGUCGUCGUCGGAGGACGACUCGUCGUCGUCGGACGACGUUGCCGACACGGACAACUCGGUCCAGUUCAACGCCGCCUCGUCGUCGUCGGGCUCCAAGCUCGCCGCCCACGCCGACUUUUCCGCCUCGUCGUCGUCGUCGUCGUCCGAGGACGACUCGGCGCCGACCACGACCUCGAGCGCGUCGGCUCCGAGCAAGUCGGUCGACAAGCACGACCGCAGCACCUGGGUCUGCCGCCACGACGGCAAGUGGCUCGCGCGCCACUACCGCUACGUGACCGAGGCGGGCCACGUCGAGUGCAAGGACGAGCUCGAGGCGUACUGGGCGAGCCAGAAGCGCCGCAUGGCGCGCCGCUCGCGCGUCGCGCACGGCGCCGCCGUCGACACCGCUGUCGCCCGCCGCGAGAAGCGCGACGACUCGACCUACUGCAUCAUCGCCGUCGACCACCUUACCGACAUGGCGACGCGCGCCCUGACGCCCGACCACAUCUCGACGUUCGGCGGCUACUCGUCGCUCAAGCUCGCCGAGUGGAACGAGAACGACUCGUCGCAGCACUGGCGCAUCACGUCGGCGUAAACCCGCCCUCUCCUCUCCUUCGCAUUUCGGAACCCACCCUGCACAGUUACCCCCCUCUUCGUCAUGCACCUCCCCUCGCCUCGUUUACGCUCACCAUGCGCUUGUCGCCCCCCUCCUUCUUUCUCAGGGCCUGGUCGCCCCUCAUUUCCCUCUCUCCUUGCUGCCUGCCCUCGUUCCCUCUCUCUCUCUCUCUUUCGAUCCUCUGGUUCGCGCGGUGCAACCGCAGCGUCCCCUUUUUCU
Rhodotorula graminis WP1 is the source of this 1409-nucleotide messenger RNA. RefSeq lists its product as uncharacterized. The coding region runs from base 138 to 1169 and encodes 343 amino acids. The record is from RefSeq and is a predicted model, not a curated record. The transcript has 5 exons. Lineage: Eukaryota; Fungi; Basidiomycota; Microbotryomycetes; Sporidiobolales; Sporidiobolaceae.